This is a messenger RNA of Dermatophagoides pteronyssinus (European house dust mite), 1328 nucleotides long. It is a transcript of the gene Seipin, whose product is annotated as lipid droplet biogenesis associated protein seipin. The record is from RefSeq and is a predicted model, not a curated record. Gene Ontology annotation, cellular component: endoplasmic reticulum membrane. Gene Ontology annotation, biological process: lipid droplet organization; lipid storage. Lineage: Eukaryota; Metazoa; Arthropoda; Arachnida; Sarcoptiformes; Pyroglyphidae.
UCAUCAUCAACAUUAUCAUCAUUUUAAUAUAGAAUGUGUAUCACCGAUACGAAUGAUCAUCUGAUCAUCAUCAUCAAUGAAAAAUGUUUUUAUUAUUUUUAUUUAAACCGAUGGGUAAUCUAAUUGUAUUUAUUGUAAAAUUUUACCUAUCCAUUUGGUUCCUAUUUACAUUUUCGAUAUUUGUUUAUGUUUGUCUUUAUAAUUGGUUAAUACCCAGCUAUAGUAUCGAAGAGGCAAUAUUUUUUCAUCAUGAUGUUGCCUGUAAACAACAUAUGAUGCAUACAACAUUAUAUAAUUAUCAUCUGCAACAAUUACAACAAUAUUCAUCAUCAUCAUCGGAUAAUUAUCAUCCACUACCAUCAUCAUCAUCACCUCCAUUGAUGACCGAUCAACAAUAUUCACCAAUCAAUAUAAUGACCAAAUGUCAAAAUGUUCAAUACGAUAUUCCAAAUAAAAAUUAUCGAAAUUUUUUCCACCGUGGUCAUAUUUAUUAUUUUGAAUUACAAUUACGUAUGCCUGAUUCACAAGUAAAUCGUAAUCUAGGAAUGUUUAUGAUACGUUUACGUUUGUUUGAUCAACAUGAUAAUGAAAUUUAUGAUAUUUAUCGACCAGCUAUUCUACCAUAUACAAGUUGGUUAUUAUCAUUAGCUAAAAUGAUCGCCUAUAUUCCAUUAUAUUUGAUUGGUUGGCUAACAGAAACCUAUACGAUAAAGAUAAAAUUAUUAGAUCAACAUGCUGAUUUGGAACAUUUAGAUUUUUCAAGAAUUAAUCGUAUCCGAUUAGAAAUUGAAACAUUAAAAUCAAUCGAAAUAAUACCACCAAGUCGUUUGACAAUUAGUGUUCAUUUGGAAGGUAUAAAAUAUUGGAUGUAUUUUUGGCCAUUAUCAACAUCAAUUGUUAUUAUUGGAAUUUUAUUCGCCGUUCUUUUAUUACUUUAUCUUUGUAAAAUUAUACGAAAACCUAGAAAAUCAAGAAAUUCAAAUAAUAAUAAUGAUGAUAAUAAUACUAUUAAUAAUGUUGAUAAUAAUGUUGAUGAUCGUGUUUCACAAUUCUUUAAUGAUUCAAGCAUUUUUGAUCAACCUGAUUCAACAUCAUCAUCAACAAAUUGUAAUCAUCAUCAUCAUCAUAAUCAUCGUCAACAUUUAUUACAACCAAGAUCUCGUCAUCAAUCUCAAUGAAGAAAACAUAAACUGAAAAACUGAACCAUCAUUCAUUUGCUCAAUUCCGGUGUUUUUUUUCCUGUAUUAUCUGUCAUGUCAUCUCUCUCUCUCACGCUCCCGAAAAAUCAAUAUGCCAAAAAACACUAUUGUUUUUAUGGUGUGUGUGGA